AUGAUUCCUCUCGAGAAGCCGGGCAGCGGCGUCUCUUCCCCGGCCGUCGCCUCCGGCUCAGGUCUGGCUGGCCGGGGUCUGAGCACGCCGCGCCGGCCGCCGCCCCCGACCCAGGCCCGCGGACUGCUGACGGAGAUCCGCACCGCCGUGCGGACCGAGCCCUUUCAGGACGCCUACACCCUGACCCCCGGCCGGGAGUUGGGCAGAGGGAAAUUUGCAGUGGUGAGGAAAUGCAUAAAGAAAGAUUCUGGAAAAGAAUUUGCCGCCAAGUUCAUGAGAAAAAGAAGAAAAGGCCAAGAUUGUCGGAUGGAAAUAGUUCAUGAAAUCGCUGUACUCGAGCUAGCCCAGGACAAUCCAUGGGUCAUUAAUUUACAUGAAGUCUACGAGACACCAUCGGAAAUGAUCUUAGUUCUGGAAUAUGCUGCUGGAGGUGAAAUCUUUGACCAGUGUGUUGCAGACAGAGAUGAAGCUUUCACAGAAAAAGAUGUUCAGAGACUCAUGAGGCAGAUUUUAGAAGGUGUUUGCUUCCUACACGCUCAUGAUGUCGUUCAUCUUGAUUUGAAGCCUCAGAAUAUUCUGCUGACAAGUGAAUCUCCACUGGGUGACAUUAAGAUAGUGGAUUUUGGCCUUUCAAGAAUAAUGAAGAAGAGCGAAGAACUCCGAGAGAUCAUGGGCACUCCUGAGUAUGUGGCUCCUGAAGUUCUUAGUUACGAUCCUAUCAGCAUGGCAACAGAUAUGUGGAGCAUUGGAGUGUUAGCAUACGUCAUGCUGACCGGAAUAUCACCUUUCCUGGGUGAUGAUAAACAGGAAACUUUCCUCAACAUCUCACAGAUGAAUUUAAGUUAUUCUGAGGAAGAAUUUGACGUUGUGUCUGAGUCAGCUGUUGACUUCAUCAAGACACUUUUAGUUAAGAAACCUGAAGAUCGCGCCACUGCAGAGGAGUGUCUGAAACACCCGUGGCUGACUCAGAGCGGUGUUCAGGAGCCUGCUUUCAAGGUCAAAGGGGCCUUAGAGGCAGCACAUGCCCUCCAGGAAGCAGAUUCUGUGUCUGAAAGUAAUUCAGAUACUCAGAAGCCAGAAACCGAGGAAUCCAUCGUGACAGAGGAGCUGAUUGUAGUGACUUCGUAUACUUUAGGACAAUGCAGACAGUCUGAAAAGGAGAAGAUGGAGCAAAAGGCCAUUUCCAAACGAUUUAAAUUUGAGGAACCUUUGCUACAAGACAUUCCAGGAGAUUUUAUCUACUGA
Messenger RNA from Rangifer tarandus platyrhynchus (Svalbard reindeer), 1245 nucleotides. NCBI's taxonomy places the organism in Eukaryota, Metazoa, Chordata, Mammalia, Artiodactyla, Cervidae. The record is from the annotation of a GenBank genome assembly.